Molecule: messenger RNA, 1054 nt
Organism: Vigna umbellata (rice bean)
Lineage: Eukaryota; Viridiplantae; Streptophyta; Magnoliopsida; Fabales; Fabaceae
Source: RefSeq, a predicted model, not a curated record
CCUGCCAUCCUUGCUUUCCCUUUUCUGAAGCCGCAGUUGUCCUUCGCCCAACAGUUAUAAUUUGGCCUUAUUUACAUGUGGAAUUUUCAAUACACCUUUUUUAAAGCCUAAAUCAACUCCAAGAACCUGAACUUAUAUAUAUUGGCGGGAGUUCCAGUGCAUCAAAUCUUUCGGCGUUGCAGCUUCGGCGGAAGCCUAUGCUUCCCUUUUUCCUCCAUCGGUUGUUAUGGCAGUGGAGAAGGAAAAGCUUCAGGAAGAAUCCGUAAUCCGCCGCUUCUACAAGAUUAUUCUUAGUUGGGACUACUCAGCUCUCCUCGAUGAAUAUAAGGAGCAGAAGGAAGGGACUGCGGAGUCGACACUCGUGAAGGUGAAGAACCGGUAUACAGACGUUGAUGACUAUAUUGCAACCUACGAACCGCUCAUCUUUGAAGAAGCCAAAUCCCAGAUCAUUAAGGGGAAAGAGGAAGAAGAGGUGACUUAUUGCAAAUUGGGGGUGGUAAAAAGUUGGUGUGAGGCAGAUGAUUUUCAUUUUAUAGAAUUUCCGUGUGAAAUUAAUGAGGGAGAAUCAAUAUCACAGAAUGAUCUUUUGCUGCUUUCCAGAGAUAAGCUGUUCUUAGAUAGAAAAAUAUUACCUACUGUUUAUGCAUUUGCUUUGGUGGAACAUGUCCGGAAAUAUUUUGGUACCCGACUUGUUCGAGUUAGACUCUAUCUUGCUGGGGAGUUCUUAAAAUAUAAUACAGAUGAUGUAAAAUCUUGCCCUAGGCUGUUUAACAUGCGAUCUCAUAUAUGCGAGACAGAAAGACAGUUAUAUUUUAUGAAGCAAUGCAGCUUAUCUACAAUUGCUCGUGAAUAUUUGGCUAUUCGAACUUUAGGCUGUCUCCCGUACAAGGAUUUAAUAUUAAGUGCAGUUGGAGAAGAUUUUGGCACAGAAGUCGAUGGAUGGAAAAUCCCAACACCGUUGAGGGAAUAUGUUGAAAAUAGUUUUAAUCAGUACCAGCGUGAGGCCAUUACAGCUGGUCUAUCAUCAAAAGCCUUUGAGUACAAUUCAGUUUAA